Messenger RNA from Fomitopsis serialis, 1288 nucleotides. Its product is annotated as mitochondrial glycoprotein. The coding region runs from base 1 to 798 and encodes 265 amino acids. The record is from RefSeq and is a predicted model, not a curated record. The transcript is spliced from 6 exons. Lineage: Eukaryota; Fungi; Basidiomycota; Agaricomycetes; Polyporales; Fomitopsidaceae. Gene Ontology annotation, cellular component: mitochondrial matrix. Gene Ontology annotation, biological process: cytosolic ribosome assembly.
AUGUCUGCCAUCCGUGCCCUCCGCCACAUCUCGCUCUCCUCCAGCCGUGCCUUCGCUGUGCACGGCGCCGCGCGCGCUGUGUCGCGCGCCGCUCUCCCCGUCUUCGCUGCUCGUGCCGGUCCGGUUGCGUCAAGGGCGUUCUCGGUGUCUGCGCGCAGGUUUGGCGAGGCUGACGUCGCGCUGUCGCAGAAGCUCGGGGAGGAGUUGCAGUACGAGAAGGACAGCGCUGCCGAGGCCGAGCCUGAUUUCUUGCGCGCGUUCAAGGCGAAGGGUGUCUGGGAGAUCGAGGACACCGCCGGGAAUGACGAGGUUGCGCUGAGGCGGAAGUUUGGUAACGAGACCAUCCGGCUGAUGUUCUCGAUUGCGGACAUUCAGAACGAGCAGGAAUCCGAGUUCGAGCAGGGUGAGGAGGGUGAGCAAACGCCAGAAGAGCAGCCCAUCCACUCCUACCCCAUUCGCUGCUCCAUCUCCAUCACAAAGGCGGGUGCGGACGGUGCGGUCAACGUCGACGCGCUCUGCCAGGAGGGCGCGUUCCUGGUCGACAACAUCUCCUUCUAUAAGGACGCUGCUGUCGGCACGGAGCUGACGGCGGAGGCGGACUGGAAGCGUCGCGGCCUGUACAUCGGCCCACAAUUCGACACGCUCGAUGUCACCGUGCAGGAGGAGUUCGAGCACUGGCUGCGGGAGCGCGGUAUUGACGAGGAGCUGUCCACGUUCAUCCCGGAGUAUUCUGAGUUCAAAGAGCAGAAGGAGUAUGUCGGCUGGCUGCAGCACGUCAAGAAGUUCAUCGAGGCAUAGAUGCGCUGCUUCUGCGUACUGCGUGCAACUCGGCUGGGUUGCUCACACAAAAGUUGAUGCAGUGUCUGUGCUGCAGUCCUUACCUACACGACCGUCCUAAUCGCAAUGUGUCACUAAUAAUGCACUUCCCACUCAUGCAUAUGCGUUUCUUUCCGGCUGCCCGUUCGCCCAUGACAGGGUCACAUUCGUGUCAAUGUCAUCCCGCAAGAGGUUUCGAUUAGGUAAGCAACCAAGUCGGGAGGAGGAGGAGGAGGAGGGGAUUCCAUUUAGUCCUCACGUCUGCGUGCCAUAAGGCUCGCCACGUGUGACAACGCUCUCUAUUUACAUGACAACCCCCAUACUCCAUAGACCCGUGUACACUACUUCCCGAUCGGGAUAUCCAGCACCUACUAUCGCACGAUUGCAAUACUACUCGAUAAUUCACAAACACCCCGGCUCAUCUGCCUUGCAGCAUGGCAGGAUCCAUGGCUAAAACCUGGUAGGAAAAAGC